AUGCCUUACCGGAGGCUGCCCGAGUGGAGCGGCGCAUCAGAUGGAUGCGCUGGCAAAGACAGCGACAUGGUAGAAAUGACAGCAGUACACGUGAAAACACAAACCCCGCCUUCCAUCAAUCGCGACAAUCUCACGCGCGCAACCAUGGAACCGGUAGGACUGGCUGUCGGCAUCGUGGGCCUAGCCGGCCUCUUCAGCUCUUGCUUGGAAGCUGUUGAAAAGUUCGACUCGUACAAAAACUUUGGCCGCGAUUCACGUUCUCUAGCCACUCUGUUCGACACCGACAAGCACCGCUUCGAGCAGUAG
Molecule: messenger RNA, 306 nt
Organism: Colletotrichum spaethianum
Lineage: Eukaryota; Fungi; Ascomycota; Sordariomycetes; Glomerellales; Glomerellaceae
Exons: 2
Coding region: 1-306 (101 amino acids)
Source: RefSeq, a predicted model, not a curated record